UAUUUGUUUUCGAAGUAAACACAAGAAAACAAAAUUUUAUUAAAGAGAGUUGGCAGCACUGUAACUAUAUGUCAAAAAGUUUCAUCGUGCUCAGAGGCAUAUUAGGAUAUAAUUUUAAACAUUUAACAUUUUAAGUAAUAGUUCCUGUCUAAAACAAAAUAAAACCAUGGCCUCAACUAGCGGAACUGAAAUGCCAGAACAAAUUGAUUUGUCAAAAUUGAGUCUUGAGCAAUUGUUUCAAAUAAAGCAAGAACUUGAACAGGAAUUUAGUGGUAUUCAAGAAUCACUACAAACGCUGUACAACUGCAAGGCAAAGUAUGCUUCAUCCAAAGAAGCAUUGGAGGCAUUUCAACCUGAGUGGGAAAACCGUCAAAUUUUGGUGCCGCUCACAAGCAGUAUGUAUGUGCCAGGACGUAUAAAAGAUCUGGACAACUUUGUUCUGGAUAUCGGUACUGGAUAUUAUGUCGAAAAGAACUUAAAUGAUUCCAAAGACUAUUUCAAGAGACGUGUUGAUUAUGUUCAGGAGCAAAUUGAGAAGAUUGAAAAAAUCCAAGUGCAAAAAAAUCGUUUCCUUAAUGCUAUCGUUGGUGUCAUAGAAAUGAAACAACUUGCAGUCGCAAAGCAAUUGCAGCAACAACAAAACGCAUAAAGAUAUUAUAUUAUCAUAAUUUAUUUUACGUUAAACGCUUAAAUUAAUUAAGAAAAAUCAUUAAAAAUUUUGUAAUAUCUAUUAAUACAAUUAAUAUAACAU
Molecule: messenger RNA, 751 nt
Organism: Teleopsis dalmanni
Lineage: Eukaryota; Metazoa; Arthropoda; Insecta; Diptera; Diopsidae
Product: probable prefoldin subunit 5
Exons: 3
Coding region: 167-649 (160 amino acids)
Biological process (GO): protein folding; regulation of DNA-templated transcription
Cellular component (GO): cytoplasm; prefoldin complex
Source: RefSeq, a predicted model, not a curated record